Eremomyces bilateralis CBS 781.70 is the source of this 1713-nucleotide messenger RNA. Its product is annotated as putative glutaminyl cyclase. Lineage: Eukaryota; Fungi; Ascomycota; Dothideomycetes; Eremomycetales; Eremomycetaceae. Bases 211 to 1410 code for a protein of 399 amino acids. The transcript is spliced from 3 exons. Gene Ontology annotation, molecular function: zinc ion binding; glutaminyl-peptide cyclotransferase activity. The record is from RefSeq and is a predicted model, not a curated record.
CAUAUCGAUACAUGGUUUAAUAUGAGACAGUUAUAACCUCCGAACUUCUCUGGACUUUGAUGCUUGUCAGCGUCAAUGUCGCCCAUUGGGAAUAUAUGAAUCUCCUUGAGCAGUAAAACCCUUCGCUGCUCGAAUGAGUCGGUCCUCGCUCUCCGACUUCCGAUCGCCGACCUGCCGCUAUUCAGGGCCAUCUCUGAUACCUCAGCCCAUAUGAAGCUUCGCGGCUUGCUGUUUGCGCUGCUUGGGAUCGGCUGCACGGCUUAUACUCCCCUUUCCGACAAGUCAUUGAACAGCCUCCCAGGACCGGGCAGCGAUUUCGAUAUCCACAAUGGCGCUCUCCUCGCACCGAUCCUUACCGUUCGAGUCCCUGGGACUCCGACGCAUGAAGGGGUGAUGCAUCAUCUCGCGGGUUUCUUCCGUGAACAGCUGCCAGAUUGGAAACUUGAAUGGCAAAACUCGACAUCAACAACUCCGGCCACUGGCGACAAACAAGUUCCCUUCCGGAACCUGAUCGCGACCCGAGAUCCACCGUGGGCGAGGGAAGGGGAUGUGGGGAGACUGGCAUUGGUGGCGCAUUAUGAUAGCAAGUUGACACCCACAGGAUUUAUCGGAGCGACGGAUAGCGCUGCACCAUGUGCGAUGAUCUUGCACGCUGCGCGGAGCUUGGACAAGGCCUUGACGAAGAAAUGGGCUGCGAUGGAAGCGGAUGGAUCAGCCGGUAUCGACGAAGAGACGGGAAUCCAGAUCCUGUUCUUGGAUGGAGAAGAAGCAUUUUCGAGCUGGACUGAUACGGACUCUCUAUAUGGAGCGAGAUCCCUUUCAGAGACAUGGGAGAAGACAAUGCAUCCAGCGCCAUCCACCUACAAAACGCUGCUGUCCUCGAUAACAUUAUUCAUGCUCCUAGAUUUGUUGGGAGGGGCAAAUCCCACAAUCCCUUCGUAUUUUGCGACUACACAUUGGGCAUACCGGGCAAUGGCCAGUCUUGAACAUCGACUGCGCAGCGCUGGUCGGUUUAAAUCUUCACCGAAUCAUAUCUCUAAGCGGUCUCCCGACGCCGAAAGAGUAACCGAACCAAGAUGGUUGAUCCAUGGCGACAAGCAGGACAAUCAAGGAUCACUUGCCUUUAUGGUUGAAGACGACCAUAUUCCGUUCAUGGCCCGCGGCGUUGAAGUACUGCACAUGAUCCCUUCGCCUUUCCCAGCGGUAUGGCACCGAAUAGAGGACGAUGGGGCGCACUUGGACCCGGACACAGUGGAAGAUUGGUCGACGUUAGUCAUAGCAUUCGCGGCUGAAUGGAUGGAUUUGGAAGGCUUUAUUGACACGGGGUUCGUAACCCGAGAGGAGAAUGCUGGGAGCGGCAAAGGGCGGCGGGAAAUGGAAGGAAAAUCUGAGCUGACGAAUCCCAGCUAGUUGUUAUGAUAGUCUCGUGUGGAUCGUUUUCGGCCAUCAAAACCUUUGUUAUGUUACAGAAAUGCAUUCCUCGCCUGAACUCCAUUGGUUCCCACCCCAAACCCCAAUAUUACGAAGCAUCUACCUGUCGAGUGCGACAGUACUACGGAAGCACAUGCAACACAGUGAAUGAAAGACGUUUGACUUUAGCUUAGCGUAAGCAGCACGAUGCAUCCGGAAAUCCUUUCUUUAUAUUUGCGCGGCAAUCCCUAAUCCGGCGCUUUCUACCGCAUACUUGAGAUGUAAGUUUGCUGAACUGGUUGG